AAAAAAUUUUGAAGAUUACAACAAUGAAAUCUAUGGUUGUUGUAUGUUGAUCAUGUUAAAAUUUAUUAUACUAUGAGGAAUAUAUUCAUUUUUUUUGUUUUGGUAAAGAUAACCUUUACUGUAGAACUUGUAUAACUUGGAAUUCUUAGAUUACUUUAAAAUUACUUUAAAAUAGUCAUAAUAAUAUUUUAUUUUAGCAGAUAUUCUGUGUGUUAGCAUUCAAAGAUAAAUUAUUACAUUAUAUAACUGAUGAAAUUGCAGGAAGUUCAUAUAAGUACUAUAGUUUAGCUUAUGAUGGUUUUAUUAAAAUAGUACUAAUAUCUGAAGUUGGGGACACAGAUUUAUAUGCUUCACAAACAACGACAAAACCAACUUAUGAGCCAGAUCAAUAUUGUCUUCAAUCUGCUACGUGUGGAGAAGAUAUUAUUCUUAUUCCUGAUAGCUUUAAAAGACCAGUUAGUAUAGGAGUUUAUGGACAUCCGUCGCAUGAGAAUAGCAAAUACAUUCUGUUAGUAUAUCAAACAACAGAUACAGGAAACAUAUAUAAAAGAAAUUCAGAUAUUCAUAAUGAAGUAUAUAUUAAAAUGCAGAAAUGUUUAGAAUAUAUAAUAUAUGAAUAUAUAAUUCAUAUAAUUUUAAUAUUACUAUUUCAGAAACAAAAGCCAUCAAUCUCAACAUCUAUCACAUGGUAUCUGUUAGAUUUUUUGUUUCAUGUAUUAUUUUAAUGUAAAUUACAUUUUAGAGCCUUAAAUUUUUAAAU
This is a messenger RNA of Heterotrigona itama, 760 nucleotides long. Lineage: Eukaryota; Metazoa; Arthropoda; Insecta; Hymenoptera; Apidae. The record is from the annotation of a GenBank genome assembly.